This is a messenger RNA of Cricetulus griseus (Chinese hamster), 1529 nucleotides long. NCBI's taxonomy places the organism in Eukaryota, Metazoa, Chordata, Mammalia, Rodentia, Cricetidae. The record is from RefSeq and is a predicted model, not a curated record.
GAUGUAAGAGGUUCAUUCUUCUCUCCUACUGCCCCUUCACCUGGGGUUUGACAACAACCAGUCUGCAGACCUCUUCUUCCACCAGCCCUUAGUCAAGCCAGGCCCUGGGACGGGGGCUGGACCUGUAAUGCACCCUUCUGCCUGCUGCAUGCCAAAGGGAAGUGCCUACUAGAGCACUCUGCUAAUUCUCACUCCCUAUCCUUGAAGAUGGCCUCUUCAUACACGACCACCACCACCAUCACAGCGCCUCCCUCCGGAAGCCUGCAGAAUGGACGGGAGAAGCAGAAGACGGUGCCCCUCUACCUGGAAGAAGACAUCCGCCCUGAAAUGAAAGAAGAUAUAUACGACCCCAGCUACCAGGAUGAGGAGGGGGCCCCGCCCAAGCUGGAGUACGUCUGGAGAAACAUCAUCCUCAUGGCCCUGCUGCACUUGGGGGCCCUGUAUGGGCUUGUGCUGGUUCCCUCCAGCAAGGUCUACACCUUGCUCUGGGCAUUUGUCUACUAUGUGAUCAGUAUUGAAGGCAUUGGAGCUGGAGUUCAUCGCCUGUGGAGCCACCGAACUUACAAGGCUCGGCUGCCCCUCAGGGUCUUCCUCAUCAUUGCCAACACCAUGGCUUUCCAGAAUGAUGUGUAUGAAUGGGCCCGGGAUCACCGUGUCCACCACAAGUUCACAGAAACGCAUGCUGACCCUCACAAUUCCCGCCGUGGCUUUUUCUUCUCUCACGUGGGCUGGCUGCUUGUGCGCAAACACCCGGCUGUCAAAGAGAAGGGCGGAAAACUGGACAUGUCUGACCUAAAAGCCGAGAAGCUGGUCAUGUUCCAGAGGAGGUACUACAAGCCCGGCAUCCUGCUGAUGUGUUUCAUCCUGCCCACGCUGGUGCCCUGGUAUUUCUGGGGUGAAACUUUCCUACACAGCCUGUAUGUUGCCACAUUACUGAGAUAUGCCAUGGUGCUCAAUGCCACCUGGCUGGUGAACAGCGCCGCCCACCUCUAUGGGAAUCGCCCUUAUGACAAGAACAUUGAUCCCAGGGAGAACGCCCUGGUUUCGAUGGGAUCUCUGGGCGAGGGCUUCCACAACUACCACCACGCCUUCCCCUAUGACUACUCGGCCAGUGAGUACCGCUGGCACAUCAACUUCACCACGUUCUUCAUCGACUGCAUGGCUGCCCUGGGCCUGGCUUAUGACCGGAAAAGAGUGUCUAAGGCCGCUCUCUGGGCCAGAAUUAAAAGAACUGGAGACGGGAGCCAUAAGAGUGGCUGAGUCUGGGGUAAAACGUAUUACAUAUACACUGAGAAAUGAUUUUUUCAGUCUUACACUUUAAAAAAGAUUUAUUCAGGAUUAUGAAUCGACACAAUCUUGGUUAAUGGAAUGCAAAUAGAUCUUGUAUAACACUUUUCUAAAUUAUUUUUUAAGGAUGUGAUAAUUGUUUUGGUUGUGAGAAGUUGAAUUUUUCCGUUGCCUUCAUUUCAUCUUGUGGUUUGUCUCUUUUGAUAAAUGGCCUUACAUUAAAAUUGUAAACAAAUAUAUAC